This is a messenger RNA of Hansenula anomala, 1026 nucleotides long. Its product is annotated as glycosyltransferase family 8 protein. Lineage: Eukaryota; Fungi; Ascomycota; Saccharomycetes; Phaffomycetales; Wickerhamomycetaceae. Gene Ontology annotation, cellular component: cytoplasm. Bases 1 to 1026 code for a protein of 341 amino acids. Gene Ontology annotation, molecular function: glycosyltransferase activity. The transcript has a single exon. The record is from RefSeq and is a predicted model, not a curated record.
AUGACUGAAGCCUACAUCACCAUCCUUAUCAAUGAUAACUACUUACCAGGCUCCCUUGUCUUAGCCAGAUCCCUUAGAGAUCUAGGAACAACAAAGGAAUUGGCAAUUUUGGUUGCAAACGUCUCUAACGAGGCAAUUGAACUAUUAAAACAAGUUUAUGACGAUGUGAUUCCUGUUAAUCCAAUUUUAAGUACCUCUUUUGAUGAAUUAUCAACCUUAGGUAGAAUAGAUCUUGUUUCAACUUUUACAAAAAUCUUGGUUUGGUCUCAGCAUCAAUAUUCUAAAAUCAUUUAUUUAGAUUCUGAUGUUUUACCAAUUGUUAAUAUUGAUGAAUUUUUCAAUGAAUUACAAAAUGAUGAUUUAAUUGCAGCUUCCCCUGAUAGUGGUUGGCCUGAUAUUUUCAAUUCUGGUGUUUUCAUUACAAAACCUUCUGAAACAAUUUUUAAUGAUUUAUUCCAUUUAAUUCAAAAUGAUGAUAAGGCUUCAUUUGAUGGUGCUGAUCAAGGUUUAUUAAAUGAAUAUUUCUUGGGGAAAUGGAAAAGAUUACCAUUUACUUUUAAUGUUACUCCUUCGGCUGGUUAUCAAUAUGUUCCAGCUUUUACAAGAUUUGCAAAAGAUAUCAAAAUUAUACAUUUUAUUGGAUUGAAUAAACCUUGGCUAACAAGAGAUUCAAAUUCUUUUGCGUCAACUAGUUUUGGUAAAGGUUAUGAAAUUAUUACAAAUAUUCAUAAAAAUUGGUGGAAAGUUUUCAAUUCUCAUUAUUUUGGUAAAAUUGCAGGUGAUAUUUUUAAAAUUUCAAAUAUUAAACCAAUUGAAGAUUUUUCAAAUAAAGGUGAAGCUCACUUAUUAGCUUUGCCAAAUUCAAUUAUUAAUCAAUGGGAUAAUCUUGAUUUGAAUGAAGAUGAAGAUGAAGGUGAUGGAUUUGAAUAUCAAGCUCCCCCACCUAUUUUCCCUUGGGAACAAGCUUCAAAUAGAGCUGAGGCAACUAGAGUCUUUGAUGAAGAAACUGAUUUCUAUGUUGAUUAG